Molecule: messenger RNA, 6384 nt
Organism: Oncorhynchus masou masou (cherry salmon)
Lineage: Eukaryota; Metazoa; Chordata; Actinopteri; Salmoniformes; Salmonidae
Product: transcriptional regulator ATRX-like
Cellular component (GO): nucleus
Molecular function (GO): ATP hydrolysis activity; ATP-dependent chromatin remodeler activity; ATP binding
Source: RefSeq, a predicted model, not a curated record
AGAAACAGCGCCAUUUUUGCUUAGCUAGCGCCUCUGUCGGUGUCUGGCAUUGUGUUAGAAAUCUGAGUAGAAAUUACUUGCAAUAAUGAGGGUAAUUGUGAAAUUUUGGGGGGAAUAGGCCCAUAUAGUGCGCCGUUUGCACAAGGUGCAUUUGACCAGCUCAAGAUGUCCUCAGAGAUGCUCAGCGUUCCUCCUGGCACGAGCAAGCUCGAUGUGUUGGUGACCAAACUGCAUGAAUUCUUGGCUCAUGCUCCAGAGGAUGAUGAGGACAGACUGGUGACAGAAAGUCCCGAUGGUAUGACAAACAAGGACUGUGUGGAGCCACACUCAACAGACCGAACCCCUCUUGAGCCUCAACAGACCUCAACAGACACCUCGAAGCAGUCUGGAUGUGGUUCCAGGAGAAAACCUUCAGUUGUGAUUAAACACAGUGGACUGGAUGAAUCUGGUGCUUCAAAUGAAAGUGAUGAUGAUGAUGACGGCUUGAUCAUCAAUUCAAAUGGUUAUCCUGAUGUAACAAGAUUACCUAAAGGCACUGUACUGGUGAGGCCUGAGCCAGUGGAAAAUGUCAGAGAUGACUUCAGAGGUCCCGAAUUCCGUUGUGGAAAAUCUGGCAAUCUGAAGAGAGCUUUUUCUAGGAGACGUGGAGGUGGUGAACACUUGGAGAUUGUUAGCUGUACAGCAUGUGGCCAGCAAGUUAACCACUUCCAGAGGGACUCCUUCUAUCAGCAUCCAGUACUCAAAGUACUUAUUUGCAAGUCUUGUUUCAAGUAUUACUCAAGUGAUGACAUCAGCAAGGAUUGUGAUGGCAUGGAUGAACAGUGCAGAUGGUGUGCAGAGGGGGGAAACCUGAUCUGCUGCGACUUUUGCCCCAAUGCCUUCUGUAAGAAAUGCAUUUUGCGGAACCUGGGGCGAAAAGAGUUGUCUGGCAUCCUGGAUGAGGAGAGUAAGUGGUACUGCUACGUAUGUAGCCCAGAGCCUCUUCUGGACCUGGUUGUUGCUUGUGACAACGUCCUUGACAACUUGGGGCAUUUGUGGCCAGACCACCGCAAGAGGGGCAGGGGCGAGGGAAAAUCUGGACAUUAUGACUCCCAUCCAAGGCAUUCUCAAAACAUUCCCGUGGGUCAUUGGAACCAUAGUGGCAUGGAUGGUCACGUUGUGUUCAACUACAACACCCUUCAAAUUCCAGAGGAGAUGGCCAAAAAGGCUAAAAACCUGGUGGACUCUACAAACACUGUAAACACAACUUUUGUGAAGUUCAUUCAAGGUGGCAUGCAGCAGAAACAGACAACCGAGUUAAAGCUACAAUACCUGAAGACUUUCCAGUCAGUACUGAAGGGUCUGAAGAAGUCUCAGACGGCUCUGGAGGAAGCCCUUUUGGAGGAGUUCAGAGAGAUGGGUUUGCCAAAUGGUGGCGAAAACCCCACGUUUGAUGAUACUGAUGUACCUCAACAAGAGCAAGAGGGUUGUGUGGAAAUUGACAUUUCUGAUAAGAAUGGCCUGCAUUACUUAAAGAAAAUUGCAGCUGAACAUUUGGAAGAGAAUGAUUCAGACUCAAAUGGCUUUAUGGAUGAUGGAAGGCCUUCGUCCUCAAUUGAAAUGAAAGGUGUCCUUGGCACAGAGAUAAUUCCCAGACGAGGUAGAGGCAGGCCGCGGAAAAACUCAAAGCCUGGAGAAGAUGCUUGCAACGUGACAAAACAGCUGGUGGUGCAAAUUUCACCUGCCCCUGUUGAACAAGAGCCACUCUCUGGUCCCCCAGAGUUGGAGGUGGAAGUGGAGUUGGAGGCAGAGGAGGAAGAGGAAGAGAGAAAAGAAAAAGUGGAGGAACAGGAGGGAGACUGUGAAUCUAUUGAACUUGUAACAGAGGGGGAGUAUGAAUCUGCUGAGGGAAGCGAAUCUCUGGAACUGGAAGAGGAACCAGAUAAUAGACGCUCACCUCGGGUAAAGACCACACCCUUGCGCAGGCCAGGUGAGGGCAAGACCCAGCCGACCCCCUCGGGUGCAGACAGUGAGAGUGACUCGGACCCUGACACCAGCCCCAAUGCUGAAGUGCCUCAAGGAGCUGACGAGGGAGGGCUUGGGAGAGGAACUGAUGACUCUGACUCCGAUGAGGUCCCAGCUGUCCUCCAGCGGGCCGCCAUGACGCGUAGUUCAGACGAAGCCGAGAGUGACGAUGGAGACCAUCGGAGUGUGACCAAGAAAUGCCUCUUCGGCCUGAAGAAGAACACGCCCCUCUCUCCAGAAAGAGUUGUCCGCAAACGCAAGGUGCCAGACCGCUCCUCUGACUCUGAUUCCUCCAGUGACGAUACGGACCUGCAGAAGGAGAUCAAGACUAUGACCAGGCCCAGGGGGAGGCCUCGGAAGGUUAAGAGAGAAGAUGAACCUACCCCCAGCAAGGAUAGUCCUCAACAUAGGCCCAGGGGCAGACCUCGGAAGGUCAAGAAAGAGGAUGAAUCUACAUCCAGCAAGGAGGGUAAUACCCAGGCAGCCAAGCCUCAAAGCACACCUCAAUCCGAGCAUAGAAUGAAGCAGACGCCAUCCUCUUCCAGUCAAGAAGAGGGGGACCUGGACUCGGGUGAGUCUAGCGAUGUCAGUGGUGACCAGAAGAUCAAGCCUAUCACUGAGGAGGUGGCCUUACUGGGGGUAGCAGCUUUCCACCAGUCGUCCGGCGAUGAAGAGCAGCCCCAGUCUGGGCCUUCUUGGGCAGCAGAAGAUGAUGACGAUCCAGAAAAUAGAAUUGCUAAGAAAAUGCUCUUGGCCCAAAUCAAAGCCAACGACUCAUCGGGGGAGGAUUUCUCUUCAAACGUAGAAUCACAUGAUGAUGAGUCUGACGGAAGAGAAGAGAAGAAGCAAGAAGAUGGGAAAGAUGAAAGCUCCGAUGAGAAUGGGGAGACCUCCAGUUUGACCUCUGAGUCCAGUAAAACACGUCACAGACAUCGCCUGCUACGCCACAAGCUCAACAUUGACAAUGGAAAUCCAAGUGAUCAGAAAACCGCUGAUGAAAAUGAGAUUGAGCAGAAAGUCAGGAAGUCUAGAAGAACCAACGGUUUGCAUGGGAUGGGUUCUGUGGUGAGAUUGGAUAGCCAGAGUAGUGAUGAUGAUAGCCAAUCACAGCAGGAAGAGUCUGGUAUGAGUGAAGAGCUGAGUCAAUCGGAGAACGAGGGCAAUGAACAGAUGCUCAAAAGCUCUACAUCAUCUACUCGAGUCGAGAGGGAAUCAGUCCGUAGUUAUCUACAGAAGAAGCAGCAACCCUCAUAUAUUGUGCAAUCUGACUCCAAGUGGCACGUCAUGACAGAAGGCCAACCUGACAAUCCUUCAGAGUUGGGAUUUCAUCUACUACCAUGGAGUGAUUCCAGUGCUUGGCCGUUUCACUGGUCGGAAUGUGGGUGCAGUUUACAGGUGAUUGUUUUUGAGGAUGAGUCUUCUCAUGUGGCCUGUCCCAUCACCACUAAGCUGGUCCUGGAUCAGGAUGAGGGGACAAAGGAGCCACUCAUCCAGGUGCACAGGAACCUGGUGACCAGGCUCAAGCCUCACCAGGUGGAUGGUUUGCAGUUUAUCUGGGACUGUUGUUGUGAGUCUGUGAAGAAGGCCAAUUCAACUGGAUCAGGCUGCUUACUGGCCCACUGCACGGGCCUAGGAAAGACACUGCAUGUGGUGACAUUUCUCCAUAUGGUGCUGCAGUCAAAGUGCAUGAACUUCAGGACUGCCCUGGUGGUGUGUCCACUCAACAUCAUCCUCAACUGGGUCAACGAGUUUGAGAAGUGGCAAGUUGACAUGGGAGCUGACAAAGUCAAGGUGACAGAGUUGGCCACACUGAAGCGAACACAGGAGCGUUAUAAUGCCCUGCAGAGAUGGCAGAUGGAUGGUGGUGUUAUGAUCAUGGGCUAUGAGAUGUACCGUAACCUCACACUAGGCCUCAAAGUCAUCUACGGAAAGUUCAAAAAUACCUUUGACAGUACUCUGGUCGAUCCAGGUCCAGACUUUGUGAUCUGCGACGAGGGUCACAUGCUGAAGAACGAGGCAUCCAACAUCUCUAAAGCUAUGAGUGCCAUUAAGACCAAAAGGAGGGUGGUGCUGACAGGCACACCACUGCAGAACAACCUCAAUGAGUACCACUGCAUGGUCAACUUCAUCAAGGAAAAUCUUCUGGGCUCAAUCAAGGAGUUCCGGAAUCGCUUUAUCAACCCCAUUCAAAACGGCCAGUGUGCAGACUCCACCCCCAGAGACGUCUGCAUCAUGAAGAAUCGCACCCAUGUUCUUCAUGCAAUGUUGACAGGAUGUGUACAGAGAAGAGACUACUCAGCCUUGACCAAGUUCCUGCCCCCUAAACAUGAAUAUGUUAUAGCGGUGAGGGUGACCCCUCUCCAGUACAGACUGUAUUGCUACUACCUGGACAACUUCACUGGAGCUAGGUCUGUGGUUGAGGGAGCCAGGGGCAAAGCCGGAACUAGCCUUUUCAAGGACUUCCAGAUACUCAGCCGAAUCUGGAACCAUCCCUGGUGUCUGCAGCUCAACUAUAUCAGCAAAGAAAAUAAGGGUCAUUUUGAUGGGAAGCACCAGGGGAAAACUGACAGGAAAGAGAAGGAGAACAAGGGGAAAGUGGUGAAUGCUGAUGAAGACAGCAAGGAUGUGGAGGUGAUCCCAGUGUGGAACAGCACAUCAAAGGGUGUCAAUGUGGAAGGAGACCAGCGAGCAGGUCCACUGUUUCCAGUGGUAGAAGCGUUGAGAUCGUCCACCAGUUUCAGGCCUGACAGUCCGGCUGCAGACUGGUACAAGUCAAUGCUGAGUGACUCUGACGCCACCAUUCUGGGACACUCAGGGAAGAUGGUGCUGCUGUUUGAGAUUCUCCAAAUGGCAGAGGAACUGGAAGACAAAGUGUUGGUGUUCAGUCAAUCCUUGAUCACAUUAGACAUGAUUGAAGAUUUCUUGGACCUCACCAACAAAGCCAAAAACAACAGGCAAUCAUCCCUAUACAAAGGUGAUGGCAGCUGGAUCAGAAACACUGACUAUUACCGUAUUGACGGGUCCACCAGCGCCACAUCCAGGAUGAAAUGGGUGCAAGAUUUCAAUGAUGCCACCAACGAGCGGGGUCGUCUGUUUCUCAUCUCGACAAGAGCUGGGUCCCUUGGGAUCAACCUGGUAGCAGCUAACAGGGUCAUCAUUUUUGAUGCUUUGUGGAAUCCCUCCUAUGACAUCCAGAGCAUCUUCAGGGUGUACCGUUUUGGCCAGCUGAAGGCUGUGUUUGUCUACCGCUUCUUCACACAGUCUUCCCUAGCCACUAUGGAGGAGAAGAUCUACGACCUACAGGUGGCCAAGCAAUCACUGUCGUUCCGGGUGGUGGACCAGCAGCAGAUACAGAGACACUUCACUCUGUUUGAACUGACGCAGCUCUACAUGUUUGAGCUGCUGGAUGACCCCAACUCUGAGAAGAAGAGCAAGAGGACCACCCUGCUGCCCAAGGACAUGGUGCUGGCAGAGCUGCUGCAGAGCUGUAAAGGGCAGAUUGUCUGCUACCAUGAACACGAGUCCCUGCUGGACCACAAAGAGGAGGAGGAGCUCAGUGAGGCUGACCGCAAAACUUCCUGGGCUGAGUACGAGGCAGAGGGUGCUAUCUUCUUGAACAAGGCAGAACAGAGCAACACCAACGUUCCCAGGCCCUCCACCUCCACAACUAUGGCUGUCAGUCUGUCAUCCCUUUACAAGAAAACUAAUGGGCAGCUGAAGAACAUGAUUUAUUCUAGCUGUGAGAAGGUCAACGAGGCCAUCAUGUCCCUGCAUUCCUUACUGAACCUCUCCCUGUAUGACUAUGUGUUGCGCUUGUGGCAAGAUAACCCAAGUCUAGAUGAGAAGCAGGUGAGAGUCCUGGCCCAGACCUGGAAAACCAGCAAAGACAAGGAGCGGGAGCGACAACAGGACUUACAUCACGACCUCCUCGCAAAACAACAAUCACUUACAAUGUGCAUCCAGACCAUUUUGGCUAGUAGAAAAAAUGAAAUUACCCAUACUGCCACGGUCACCAAUCACACACCAGCUCUAACAGAUUCCGCCAAUAAACCUACACAGUGAGGCAGGAGGGAUGUCUCCAAGUCUCAGUCCCCUGUUCCACUAGAGGACGCUCUAGUCUAACCACAGUAACUACAGAGGGUUCUUAGUGCUUACUCCCCCCAAAGGGGUGACAGAUGGGUGACAAACAACAUUUCCGUUAAGGAUUUACUUUAUUUUACAUUGAAAAUGAAUGCAUGUUCUAUAGCAAAGGUAUUGUUAAACAUAUGUUAUGUUAAAUACAUAUGUUUUGGUAUUUUUCUGCCUUAAAAUUAUUUGGAAAAUAUUUUCCUAUGUGAUUAAUUGUAUAUUUCUGUCUUCCUCUAAAGCUAUAAUAAAACC